GAGAGGCGGCCGCACAGCCCGGUUCCCCGCGCCCUGCUCGCCGCCGCCGCCGCCGCCGCUCGCGCGGGCGCCGCUGCUGCCUUCGCCCAGCCGAGCGCACCCACCCGGGCACACGCACCCCGCCGGCGGGCGCAACCCCGCGCACUCCUCCCGCGGCUCCGCCGGGCGCCCGAGCCGGGCAGAUGCGCCGCCGCGCGCCCCCCGCCCCGGGCCCGCCACCGUGCUCCGCCGCGCGCCGGGGGCUCCCCUCCCGGGCCCCCCGGGCGCCCUCCGGCUCCGGUUCCCGCCCGCUUCUUGGAAUAACCCCGGAGGCUCCAGCCGUCGCCGCAAAGUUUCCCGAGGAGACCCGCCUCCCCGGCCGCUGCGCAGGUGAGGAGGCAGGGAGUCGGUGAGGACUCUUCUUUGGACAGACAAGACCAGGGGGCGAAACUGGAGUAGCCCCCCCACCCAGCAAGAGAAGCUUCUUCACAAACAGGGGCAGCCGAGCGAGACUGAGCCCCCCCAGCAUCUUUCCAGGCAGGGCCCUGGGGCCUGACGGGUCAGGGGCCCCGGCGGCUCAGGCGAGACCGUCUGAACUCCUCGGCGGGGGCGGCCCUCCUCCCCAGAGGCGCAGCCUGAGUGGCAGGAGUCCCGAUUCUUUGGAGAGCGGCUUCCUCUCAGCUCUGUCACGCAAGAACGCUCUCUGCACCAGCCCAUUCUGCCAAGUGACUUAAAGGGAUUUAAAAAAGAAAAAAAAUGUGGUAAAGAAAAAGGGGGUAAAAGCCACGCAGUCGCCUUUCAGAGGAGGAGGCAGCCUGCAGACAAAGGGCAAAAGUUGACAGCGGCCGUGGAAGUGACCAGCUGGCCGCUCCCGAUGGGCGCCGGGCCGUAGGGCAUGCCCCGCGAGCAGGGGGUCGUAAGGCCCGCAGGCCCCGCCCGGGAGCCCCCCAGGCCGCCGGGCUGUCCCCGCACACUCGGAGCCCGCACGCCUUGCUGCAGGAGAGGCCAGCUGCGCCCGCGGUCAGGGACCACAAGGAUGCUGCUCGGGACCUGCGGCCUCGCCUGAACUGGGCGGGGGGCGCCCAGAAGUCAGAGGCACAGGGUCCCUGGCCACGCCCCACGUGCCCCAGCGCUGCCCAUCACCCAGGCCUGCAGUCUACGCCCCCCGCCACCCCAGGGGUCCUUGGCCGGCCGGCCGGGGGCAGGAAUGUGAGAGCAGCCCGGGCCCGCCCUUCCCGGAGCAAGGUUGGCAGGCACCUCGGGAGCAGCCAGAGCCCGGUGGGACCCAGCGGCUCCAGAAGCAGCAGUGAAGGAGGAGCUGAGAGCUUCGGGAUUGGGGAAGGGGCAAGGUGUGGAAUAAUUUCCCACACGGCACGGAACACGGAGUCGGGAAGGCGCCUCUGAUAACAAGUGAUUCCUGUAAACGCCUGAGAAGGCUGCUCUGCCGACACCUCUCCUUCCUUCUGUGCAGUGUGUUGAGGCUCCAGGUGAGGUGGGGCCCGGCUCCCCCAGCCGUCCACCAUGGUGGUGGCACACCCCACUGCCACCGCCACCACCACAGCCCCCGCCACCGUCACGGCCACCGUUGUGAUGACCACGGCCACCAUGGACCUGCGGGACUGGCUGUUCCUCUGCUACGGGCUGAUCGCCUUCCUGACGGAGGUCAUCGACAGCACCACCUGCCCCUCCGUGUGCCGCUGCGACAACGGCUUCAUCUACUGCAACGACCGGGGGCUCACCUCCAUCCCCGCGGACAUCCCCGACGACGCCACCACCCUGUACCUGCAGAACAACCAGAUCAACAACGCGGGCAUCCCGCAGGACCUCAAGACCAAGGCCAACGUGCAGGUCAUCUACCUGUACGAGAACGACCUGGACGAGUUCCCCAUCAACCUGCCCCGGUCCCUGCGUGAGCUGCACCUGCAGGACAACAACGUGCGCACCAUCGCCAGAGACUCCCUGGCCCGCAUCCCGCUGCUGGAGAAGCUGCACCUGGACGACAACUCCGUGUCCACCGUCAGCAUCGAGGAGGACGCGUUCGCCGACAGCAAACAGCUCAAGCUGCUCUUCCUGAGCCGGAACCACCUGAGCAGCAUCCCCUCGGGGCUGCCCCACACGCUGGAGGAGCUGCGGCUGGACGACAACCGCAUCUCCACCAUCCCGCUGCACGCCUUCAAGGGCCUCCACAGUCUGCGGCGCCUGGUGCUGGACGGCAACCUGCUGGCCAACCAGCGCAUUGCCGACGACACCUUCAGCCGCCUGCAGAACCUCACCGAGCUCUCGCUGGUACGCAACUCCCUGGCCGCCCCGCCCCUCAACCUGCCCAGCGCCCACCUGCAGAAGCUCUACCUGCAGGACAACGCCAUCAGCCACAUCCCCUACAACACGCUGGCCAAGAUGCGCGAGCUGGAGCGGCUGGACCUGUCCAACAACAACCUCACCACGCUGCCCCGCGGCCUAUUCGACGGCCUGGGGAACCUGGCGCAGCUGCUGCUCAGGAACAACCCCUGGUUCUGCGGCUGCAACCUCAUGUGGCUGCGGGACUGGGUGAAGGCGCGGGCAGCCGUGGUCAACGUGCGGGGCCUCAUGUGCCAGGGCCCCGAGAAGGUCCGCGGCAUGGCCAUCAAGGACAUCACCAGCGAGAUGGACGAGUGUUUCGAGACAGGGUCACAGGCCGGGGCGGCCAACGCGGCUGCCAAGACCACGGCCAGCAACCAUGCCUCGGCCACCACGCCCCAAGGCUCGCUCUUCACCCUCAAGGCCAAGAGGCCCGGGCUGCGCCUCCCGGACUCCAACAUCGACUACCCCAUGGCCACCGGCGACGGAGCCAAGACCCUGGUCAUCCAGGUGAAGCCCCUGACGGCUGACUCCAUCCGCAUCACGUGGAAGGCCACGCUGCCUGCCUCCUCCUUCCGGCUCAGCUGGCUGCGCCUGGGCCACAGCCCAGCUGUGGGCUCCAUCACAGAGACCCUGGUGCAGGGAGACAAGACCGAGUACCUGCUGACGGCCCUGGAGCCCAAGUCCACCUACAUCAUCUGCAUGGUCACCAUGGAGACCGGCAACACCUAUGCGGCCGACGAGACGCCCGUGUGUGCCAAGGCGGAGACGGCCGACAGCUAUGGCCCCACCACCACGCUCAACCAGGAGCAGAACGCGGGCGCCAUGGCGGGCCUGCCCCUGGCCGGCAUCAUCGGCGGCGCCGUGGCUCUGGUCUUCCUCUUCCUGGUCCUGGGGGCCAUCUGCUGGUACGUGCACCGGGCUGGCGAGCUGCUGACCCGGGAACGGGCCUACCACCGGGGCAGCCGGAAAAAGGACGACUACAUGGAGUCGGGGACCAAGAAGGACAACUCCAUCCUGGAGAUCCGCGGCCCCGGGCUGCAGAUGCUGCCCAUCAACCCUUACCGCGCCAAAGAGGAGUACGUGGUCCACACCAUCUUCCCCUCCAACGGCAGCAGCCUCUGCAAGGGCACGCACACCAUCGGCUACGGCACCACGCGGGGCUACCGGGACGGCGGCAUUCCGGACAUCGACUACUCCUACACCUGAGGCCGGCUCUCCCCAGCCCCGCCCAGCCCCGCCCGGCAGGCGUCCCCGCCAGCUGCCAGCCAAGAGAGCAAGGAAGAGAAAUGCCAUGCGGUCUGUCCCAGCAGAAGCCCAGUCUGGGCAGGGUGAUCGAUUUUGUAGAACACGACAGUGAAAACAAAAAUUUUUUUUUUCCCCUAAACAAAUAGAAGGCAGGAGGGGCAUCGGACGUUGCUGGAGACGUCAUUCACGCCGAAUCACGCCAGCUGGGGAAGGGGAGGCUCAAGAUGACAACUGCCGAAAGGGUUGGGCUGGGGAUUGCUUUCCUGGACGAAAAGAUACUACCUGUACAACAUCUGUGGACACCUCUCGCCCCGCUCAGGGCCGUCACAAAAGGACCAGGAUCAGAGAGAAGCAGCUGAUCCGACCGAAGCCGGUACGCAGCCUUCCGCUGCCAGCUGCUUGCUGGCUGCAACGUGAUGGAAGGUUUUUGGGACCCUCGCAAAGGAGAGGGGGGAGGAAAAGAUCCUUUGCUAUGGAGAUAUUGUCCUGAAAUCUCUUCCCGGGUUCUUCCCAUGCCAUCUCCCUUGCAGAUUUGCAGAAAUAUGGCAUCUUUCACUGCAUUCUUGGAACAAUUAAUGUAGUCGAUUAAAAAAAAUCCAGCUUUUUAUUUUUCCUAUGCUGAAUGCUCUUCAGCUCCAUGCACCAUACUCCGUAGAAGCCCUGAUGGAAGCUGUAGCUUUCCCUGCCACCUGGAGGUGCGUCUGUCUGCCCGUCUAUCUGUGUCGCGUCUCUCAGUCCAGAUGGGUAGAUAGAGCCGCAUAGACCGUCCUUAAAGCACUUCUUGAGUCAGUUCUUACCAUUUCCUGAGACAAUAGAAUUGCAAAAAUGUUGCUUUCUCCUAGAAAUCAUUGAGGCAAAGCGCUCUCGGGGGGUCUGAGCGAUGGGACCACCCCCGCUGCUGCCUGCUGCCGUCCGGGACCGGCUGGCUGACAAGGCCUGGCUCCUCAAGGCCCAGCCACGCCCGGCCUGGUGCCUGCCUCACUCCCAACCUCACCACCAGACAGGGGUUUCCAGAACACCGCCACCCACCCGCCACCGCGACCACACAACCAAAGUGCACUGCGAACAGCCCUUUGGCCUCCGUCUUGUAGGUGCCUUGAACUUCAAUGUUGAGAUGAAUGUGACUUAACUACUUGGUCCUAUUUUCUGUUUGUCUGUUUUCAUAUAAAAUGUCCAGGUCCACCUGCCUUGUCCUUUCUUGAAAUAAAUAGAAAGAUUUAACUUUUACAGUCAUCUCAGCUGCUGACUCUCGGUUCCACGGCCUGCUGCACCUGGGGCCAGGGGUCUGUGACACGCGUGGUCUUAGCUGUCCACAGCCCCCCGCAGGCUGUGCCCCAGGGGGUUGGUUCUGCUGCUGCGGGUCAACUGGCAGAGAGGUGGUCACCGGGCAGAAAGGCGGCUCUGGGGUUAAUGAGCUCCCUGGAAUCAUGGGAAAGGAGCUGAGGAUUCUGAUGCAGGAAGACAGGGAAGGGGGCCAGGAGCUGGGCAGUACCCUGGGGCGGGUGACACCAGGGUGACACUCUCUUAAGCAGCAGGCGGGUGGACUGACAGCUAGAAGCAGACUCAGAGAGGGUCUCCACGUGGAGACGUAUUAAUCAAAGCUGCGGAUUAUCCCCUAAGAGGCUCCGGCAACCAUGUGGGCACCCAGAUAAGAGACGAGUCCGGGCAUCUGGGGACACGUGCGAUGAGCUGCCCCAGUGAACGCCCGCCCGGGUUCCUCCCCUCAGACGCCCCUCGUCUCCCAGACGUGCCCUCGGCACUCCGUUCUCGUGGCCUUAUCUGUGUAUCUCCCACUCCAAGGUUGAGGGGGGGUGUUUUUCAUGAGAAC
This is a messenger RNA of Sciurus carolinensis (gray squirrel), 5392 nucleotides long. RefSeq names its product fibronectin leucine rich transmembrane protein 1 (gene Flrt1). Gene Ontology annotation, molecular function: protein binding. The record is from RefSeq and is a predicted model, not a curated record. The transcript is spliced from 5 exons. NCBI's taxonomy places the organism in Eukaryota, Metazoa, Chordata, Mammalia, Rodentia, Sciuridae. The coding region runs from base 1501 to 3525 and encodes 674 amino acids.